ACAGAGCGCUGGAGGUGCCGCUCGCCCGCCCGCCCCGCGGCAGCCCCGGCUCGCCGCGGCGCCAGGCAGGGCCCCCGCCGGAGGAUGCUCGGCCGGCCCCCGGGGCCAGGACCUGGACUAGCAGCAGGACUGGGACGGGCAGCAUGUGCUGCGCUCCGGGGACGGCCCCCACCCGCGGCACCCCGAGAGUAGCUGCUGGAAGGCCGCCCUGCCGUAGCCGCUGACGCUAUGGAAGACCGCAUCCGCUGCUCUCGGCUGUAGGAUGGUAGCGCACAGCAAGGUGUCAGCAGAUAAUGCACUUGGAGCAGACCCAAGACGGCUUCUUGACCCUCCGGCACGGGAUUGCUCACAGGCACGAGGCUUCCAGGGCCCCGGCCGGCCCGGCACUGUGCAGGCACAGGGCAACACACACUUCCGAACCUUUCGCUCCCAAGCCGAUUUCAGUAGCAUCACUCGAGCCAGCAGCCUGCUGGAUGCCUGUGGCUUCUACUGGGGGCCUCUGACUGUCAGUGCUGCCCACGAGAAGCUGAAGUCUGAGCCCGAGGGCACCUUCCUCAUCAGGGACAGCACACAAAAGAAUUGCUUCUUUGCCAUCAGUGUUAAGACUGCAACUGGGCCCACCAGUAUCCGGAUUAACUUUCAGACUGGGCGUUUCAGCCUGGAUGGCAGCAAAGAGACUUUUGACUGUCUUUUCAAGCUGCUGGAACAUUACCUAAGCUCCCCGAGGAAGGUACUGGUUACCCCGCUCCGCAAGGUCCGGGUGCAGCCACUGCAGGAGCUCUGCCGCAAAAGCAUCGUGAAGACUUUUGGAAGAGACAACUUAAAUCAGAUCCCACUCAAUCCUGUUUUAAAGGACUACCUGAAAUCCUUCCCAUUUCAGAUAUAAGUGCAGCAUUAACUGUAUAGGGACACAUUAGAUAUGUGUAACAAAAUCCAUCUUCCUGGAUUUUUAAUUAUGUUUGACAGUGAGCAAACUUAUUUUUGUAGCAGUUUACCGUAUUUUGUGAUGGAACCUGAACACUUGACUUCUUAUGUUUACAAAAACUGUUUGCACAAAGCUGGGGUUUUAAAACCCUGGCAUAAUUUUUCUGCCAAGCAGAAUAUUUUACUAUUUUAUAAUAUUUUUAAUGAUAUUAACAUAAUAAACUUUAUUGUCACAGUUUUUAAAAAAA
This is a messenger RNA of Onychostruthus taczanowskii (white-rumped snowfinch), 1172 nucleotides long. RefSeq names its product suppressor of cytokine signaling 1 (gene SOCS1). Gene Ontology annotation, molecular function: 1-phosphatidylinositol-3-kinase regulator activity. Bases 263 to 886 code for a protein of 207 amino acids. Gene Ontology annotation, biological process: phosphatidylinositol phosphate biosynthetic process; intracellular signal transduction. The record is from RefSeq and is a predicted model, not a curated record. The transcript is spliced from 2 exons. Gene Ontology annotation, cellular component: phosphatidylinositol 3-kinase complex. Lineage: Eukaryota; Metazoa; Chordata; Aves; Passeriformes; Passeridae.